CAGAGAGCUCUACCGAGUCAUCCAGCUCGAAAUUUUGUACAGCUUCUGCUCUAUUCCCUUUCUACACCAAGGUCCAACUCAAUCCCGUCGAUUAGGGGGGCCAAUCCCUGAUAAGCCGUCGAAGCAUUUACGCUCAGAUGUGGGGUGACCUCAGCCAAGAUUUUGCUUGUACCUGAAUCAAAGGCCAGACCACCAGCUUGAAGCUACCUGCACAGGACACAGUCCGAGGAGAAGCUCGCAUUCGGGCACUUGAAUUGACGUGUUCGACCGGCGUGCCGAAGCUGUCCGCGCCAAACAAGGACGCACGGUCGGGCGCUUGGGUGUCAAGCAAGCAGAGCAAAUCAAAAGGUUUUGCUGGUUGACAGGCAUGGUCAAUCCUAGCUACCUAGAUAGGCCACCAAAACCGAAAACGUUCUACUACAAAGAAGCCCUCCACCGCCCGAAUUGAGAACUUCAGACAAGACCGGGUCCACGCACGCUUCUGCACGAAAAUAGGAAGGAAAAAAAAAAGGUGAAAAUUAUCAGCAUCAGGAGAGAAUACAAUUAUAACCCAGGUAGCCGGCCGUUUUUUUUUUGUCUUGACUGUCCACUUGUUUCAAUCAAUUGUAUAGUACAAAAAGCCGAAUCCUUGACAGUUUUCCUGCUUGGUUUGGUCCUUCGGUUGUUGUCCACAAUUCAUGACUUGCCUUAAUUCAGGGCUGCUUCCCCGGACGCUCAUUGGGACUAUCGGUCAGGGGUAGGCGAGGAGUGACGUGUGGCAUCUUUGGUGGACCGUGACGGCGGGUUUUUUCUGGCACGGUUGAAUUUGGGCAAUUACAGCGCGACUUGCGCAACCCCCAUUUUCUGCCCGCCAUUUACCAGUCAGAACCAAAGGGGGAAGAAAAAAAAAAGCUGGCUUGCACACUCACCGACUCUGCGAACAACUUCACCAAACGCCCAGAGUCGCCGAUCACAAACAGCAAAUACAAACUGGCAUCUUUUGCUUUCGAGAGUACCGCGCGCCGGCGAAUUGAUUUAUUUAAACCAACUGUGCCCCGGCUUGCCGGCCGCAUUCCCAUCGCUUAAACGCUUCACAACCAAAGUCGCCCAACCCGCAUCGACCUCUUCAAACCGUCACCAUGGUCUUACUGGAGGCGACAGCGCCCGCAAUCAAGGGCCCAGCCCUUUUUGGGAUGCCGAUGAAGCAGGUGUCGCUGAUUACGCUCACAUUUCAAAACUCGGCCUUGAUCCUCAUACUGCACUACUCGCGAAUCAUGCCACCAGACGGCGACCACCGCUAUUUUACCUCGACUGCAGUCUUUCUCAAUGAGAUCAUAAAACUUGCCAUCAGCCUUACUUUUGCUCUCCUAGAGCACUCGCGCAGCUUGGCACCGCAGACCCCAGCUACAGUGCUGUUCGAACAGUUGUACAACUCAGUGUUCUCUGGAGAUGGAUGGAAGCUCAUUAUCCCAGCGGCGCUGUACACGCUGCAGAACACUCUGGUCUACGUGGCCGUGGGCAAUUUGGACCCAAUACAUUUCCAAAUUCUGUACCAGCUCAAGAUCCUUACAACUGCCUUCUUCACGGUUGUCAUGUUGGGUCGAUCUCUGUCUGCAAAGAAGUGGGUCUCGUUGGUCAUUUUGACUAUCGGCGUCUCGAUCGUGUCUCUGCCCUCUUCGAGCGCCGAGGACUCGAGACUCAUUAUCCAUGAUUUCAGCGAUCAUUUUUUCCCUCGCUCAGUCCACGAACUUGGUCAGCUCGCCAACGGCGCAGCAGAGGUCGCGAGAGAGCUCACCAAACGGGCUUUGGACGAUUUCCACGAGGAUGGUGUUAUUGGCACCAUAGUGAAGCGAUCGGCCACGUACCAGGGCAUUAAGGAGGACCUGGACACCACGCCCAUCAUGAACUACUCAAUUGGUCUGGGUGCUGUGCUGGUCGCUGCGGCCGUGUCUGGCUUGACUGGAGUCUACUUUGAGAAGGUUCUGAAGGAUUCGGCCACGCCCGUCUCGGUGUGGACUCGCAACGUGCAGCUGUCCUUCUAUUCGCUUUUCCCAGCUCUGCUGCUUGUCAUUGGCAAGGAUGGCGCUGAGAUUAUCAAGCACGGCCCUCUCGACGGCUAUAACUGGGUCGUCUGGACGGCCGUGGUGCUGCAGGCCGUCGGGGGCGUGCUGGCUAGUCUGUGCAUCAACUAUGCUGACAAUAUUGCUAAGAACUUUGCGACUAGCAUCAGCAUCGUGAUUAGCUUUUUGUUCAGCGUUUGGUUCUUCAACGUCAACGUCAAUUUGGCGUUCUUGCUAGGGACAUUCCUCGUCAUCCUGGCGACGUACCUAUACAGCGGCCCCGACCGCAAGCGCACCCGCCCGCCACCCAUUAGCAUCGUCAGCUUUGAAAAGACAACGAUUGAUAGGACUCCUCAGCCGACUUCGAUCGACGAGAAGCGUCUGGACCCACUAGAUACCGUCAAGGCAAUGGGCUUGUCGACAUCGCGUCCUGCCUCACCCUUGCGGCACCAUAACAGGGUGCCCUCUGCCCGAGGCAAGAACCGCGACGAGUGAUGAGACUUCAAAAGUUUUUUUUCUGCAUCAUGCGGGCGGUGGCAUUUUCUUCUUUUUUUCUUAUACAUCAACUCACUUCGUAUAUGGCGACGCGACGAUCUCCAUAGGAUAUAUCAUCACAUUUGGGGGAAUCAUUGGCGAUUCAGGAGGCAGGCGUUUAAAAACAUUGGAAGUGACACAGAAAGGCUUUUUUUUUUUUUUUUUUGUUUUAUU
Pyricularia grisea is the source of this 2747-nucleotide messenger RNA. RefSeq lists its product as uncharacterized. Gene Ontology annotation, biological process: pyrimidine nucleotide-sugar transmembrane transport. Bases 1119 to 2534 code for a protein of 471 amino acids. The transcript has 7 exons. NCBI's taxonomy places the organism in Eukaryota, Fungi, Ascomycota, Sordariomycetes, Magnaporthales, Pyriculariaceae. Gene Ontology annotation, cellular component: Golgi membrane. Gene Ontology annotation, molecular function: UDP-galactose transmembrane transporter activity. The record is from RefSeq and is a predicted model, not a curated record.